Triplophysa rosa is the source of this 3047-nucleotide messenger RNA. RefSeq names its product CD36 molecule (thrombospondin receptor) (gene cd36). Bases 227 to 1636 code for a protein of 469 amino acids. Gene Ontology annotation, cellular component: caveola; cell surface; cytoplasm. NCBI's taxonomy places the organism in Eukaryota, Metazoa, Chordata, Actinopteri, Cypriniformes, Nemacheilidae. Gene Ontology annotation, molecular function: low-density lipoprotein particle binding; low-density lipoprotein particle receptor activity; scavenger receptor activity. The transcript is spliced from 12 exons. Gene Ontology annotation, biological process: low-density lipoprotein particle clearance; lipoprotein transport; receptor-mediated endocytosis. The record is from RefSeq and is a predicted model, not a curated record.
UUAACGCUGCCCGUAUCUCACGCGCUCCCCGCCCUGCGCAGCUUUAUCGCGCCGAGAUAACUCCGUCUUAACCAGGUUCCUUGUGCGCGAUACACACGCAUCCAGCUCUCUAUCUCCUCCUUUACAACCUUCGAUCCCUGGCAUUUACAUCGUUUUAAGGAAGUCCUAUAAUGCUGGUACCUGAAGCGCCUGCGGUCAGUGUCGGUGCCGGCUGCUGCUCGCCAUCAUGACCUGCUGUGACCAAAAAUGCGCUCUCAUCGCUGGAGCUGUGGUGGGCGCUCUGAUCGCGGUCCUGGGGGGCAUUCUCAUCCCCGUGGGCAACCUUCUCAUUGACAACACCGUGAAAAAGGAAGCAGUGUUGGAAAAUGGGACUUUAGCAUUUGAUACCUGGACAUCUGUGGACACGGUAAUAUACAGGCAGUUCUGGCUAUAUGAUGUGCAAAACCCCGAUGAUGUCAUGAAUCAAGGGGCCAAACCUGUACUGGUGCAGAAAGGACCUUAUACAUACAAGACCCGAUUCAUCCCCAAAGCAAACAUCACCUUCUACGAUAACUUCACAGCGUCCUUUAUACUACCAGCAGGAGCCAUUUUUGAGCCUAGCAUGUCUGUAGGGUCCGAGAACGACAAUAUCACGUCGCUCAAUCUAGCCGUAGCAGGUGUCUACAGUUUUCUCGAUCAUAAAUUGGCAAAUUUGUUCAUUAACGCCUCCAAUUCCAAACUCUUCCAAAAAAGGACCGUUAGGGAACUGCUAUGGGGCUACAGAGACCCCAUGCUGAACAGCAUUCUGGGAGUUUUUUAUCCGUACAAUGGCACCACCGAUGGACCUUACACUGUUUUCACUGGCAAAGAUGAUAUUACUAAGGUAGCCACGAUUGACCGCUGGCAGUAUGAGCGAUCUGUGAGUUACUGGAAUGACACUUAUUGCAACAUGAUCAACGGAACAGAUGGUUCCUCCUUCUCUCCAUCCAUAGACAAGAAAAAACCUUUGUACUUCUUCUCCCCAGACAUCUGCAGGUCGAUAUCUGCAGUGUAUGACAGCACUGUGGACCUAAAGGGAAUUGAUGUGUAUCGGUUCACGCUGCCUUCUGAGGCUCUGGAAUCUCCAGCCGUUAACCCAGAGAACCAUUGCUUCUGCACAGAGACUGUGAUCAGCAAAAACUGCACUGUAGCGGGACUGCUUGACCUCACUUCCUGUAGAGGAAUCCCUGUAUACAUAUCUCUACCCCACUUCUUGUAUGGAAGUGAAGUUCUCUUGCAGGGGGUGGAAGGAUUAAACCCAAACGUUGAUGAGCACUCCAUAUUUCUGGACGUAGAACCGAUUACAGGAUUCACUCUGAGAUUUGCCAAAAGGCUUCAACUCAACAUGAUGUAUGGCCCAUCGGAUAGCAUUGUGAUACUGAACAAAAUCAAGGACUACACAAUUUUCCCUAUUUUGUGGGUGAACGAGACGGCGGCUCUGGACGAUGAAACGGCAGACCUGUUUAAGGGACAGUUGCUCUCCCGGCUCGAGAUGUUAGAAGGGAUUCAGAUCGGAUUGAUAUCGGCAGGCUCGGCCAUAUUUUUAAUCUGUUUGAUUGCGGCGAUUGUAGUGAGCAAGAAGAAAAAGGCGAAAAGCAAAACCCCUUUUCAGGGUUAACUGAAGUGCUUGGUGCUUCGUGUCUUUGAUUUUAUAUUACAAUAUAUUACACACUUUUUUGGUAAUAUAUUGUAACUACUAUUUGAGCAUUUCUAAUUAUGUAAUUUAUAUACUCUUUUGUGGAGCAAAAUGAUUUCCUGUAUUUUCUUGAUAUUGUAUUAAGUCUAAAUUUUCGAUAUUGGGCAAAAAUACAACUGUUCUGUGGUCUUAAUGUGGUUCAUUUAAAUAUGAAAUCAUUUGUAUGUCAGGUUAAUAUUUUGAUUUGACGGAUGUUUUGGAGAACGAUUUUCACAAUCUUUGCAUAGCUGGUGUUGCUAUACACAUGACAGAUCUACAAAUACGUGUACGAACAACCAGCAGGCUGAAGAACAGAGAGACACAAACAGGACCAGAUUUCUCUAUAAAACCUUGUAAAUAUGAGCGCAGGGGCUUGUUUAAUAUGACAGCAGAUCUGGGAUCUGUCCGCGCCUGCUUUAUGAAUUACAAAUUGUUGUAGGUCAGUUCUCUCCGCUACUCUUCGCCUCUAGUUUGACCAGUUUUUUUCUGCUUAAGACCAAAUGAAACAUGAUAAGUUUUAGCUUUGAACUGAAGGCUUGGCAGCAGAUUCUGAGAUAUUGUGAGUCCAUCUUUGUCAAAUUCUCUAUGAAGCCAUAUUCAAAAUGUAGCAUUAGGUAUUUUAAAGUGAUAGUUCACCCAAAAAUGAAAAUUCUGUCGUCAAUUACUCACCCUUUCGUCAUUUCAAACCUGUAUGACUUUCUUUCUUCGGCAGAACACAAAAGAAAAUAUUUUGAAAAAUGUUGGUAACCAAAAACCGUUGGUCCCCAUUGACUUUGCAUUGGUUUUGUGUCCAUACAAUGGAAGUAAAUGGGAAUAUUUUUCAAAAUAUCUUCAUACAGGUUUGAAAUGACAGAAGGGUGAGUAAAUGACGACAAAUUUUUCAUUUUGUGUGAACUAUCCCUUUAAAUGCAUUAUAAUACACCUUACAAUCUUAUGCUGUUGAAAAAAUUGUAACCGCAGUAACACAUUAAAAUACUCAUGUAUUUGAGUAUUUUAUAUGAAGAAAUCAUAAAUAAGUACAAUAAUCUAGGAUUGUAAAGUCACAAAUGUAUACUUUUAUAACACAUUACAUAUUGUAUAUAUAAUCCAAAUCUUGUAUAAACAGGCCUUACAUAUAAUGAUAUUAUUUAAAGUGUUUUGGAUUGUGAAUGGUUUAUAGUCGGCCAUGAUGAAACAGUCCAAAAAUAGCUUUGAAAUGAUUUUUGAUGUAAUGGAGAAAAUAGUUUGUGUUAUAUAAAUCAAAUUCAUUUUAUUGAAGAAGUUGUAUUAUUAGAAUAACUAGACCACCAGAAAAGGUGAAUGAAUAAAAAGUUGUGUACUAUAUUGAUAGUCCAAAUAAUUUUGUCUCUCUCAU